AAAAAAAAAAAUACACCGGAUCUCUGCAAACGCAUCUGCCCAUUUCUGUUACAUCCCAAUUCAAUUUUCAAAUCCAAAACCUAUACGACGAAUUCUUAUAUUUGCCGGCGUCGGAAAUCCAUCAUCUUAUUAUUAUUAUACACGUCGGCACAAACGGUGGUUAUUAAUCUAUUAUCACCCAAGACUGAAUUUGCUUCUUUGCUGUAGAGGGUUGGAUGUAAACCCUAUAUGCUUCAUCGACAUCAUUUCUCAUUAAAUUCUUAAAAAUAUGGGGUGCCCCAGCCACGAAUCGACUAUCGCUCAAGUAGCUAAAGACGCUUCGUGCAGGCCUCUUAGAAUUUCUUCAGCAUUUAUCGUAAAUUCCGAAAUCGGUGCAGUUUUAUCCGUCAUGAGAAGAAACGUGCGGUGGGGAGUUCAAUACAUGGACGACGAAGACCAAUUAGACCACUCGCUAAUCAAAUCUUUCAAAGAAAUACGAAGUAAGAUUUUCUUAUGGCAAAACCAAUGGCACGUGUUCGAUCCAGUUGUGUAUCUACAGCCUUUUUUAGACGUAAUUCAGUCUGACGAAGCCGGUGCACCGAUUACCGGUGUUGCGUUAUCUUCUAUAUACAAGUUUUUAACCCUGGAAGUACUCGAUCUCAACAUUGUUAAUGUAGCGGACGCGUUACGUCAAAUUGUUGAUGCUGUGAUGAGCUGUCGGUUUGAAGUAACCGAUCCUGCAUCUGAGGAAGUAGUAUUGGUUAAGAUACUUCAAGUUUUACUAGCUUGCUUGAAGAACAAGGCGUCGGUUAUGCUGAGUAACCAGCAUGUAUGUGAUGUGGUGAACACAUGUUUCCAAAUAGUUCAUCAAGCAAGCUCGAAAAGUGAACUUUUGCAGAGAAUAGCUCGACAGACGAUGCAUGAGUUGGUUAGAUGUAUUUUCUCACAUUUGCAUGAUGUUGGUCAUACCGAAGAACAUUUGACUCAGGUUGGUAGUAAACAACAUGGCAAUGGUCAUACUGGUUCAACAACAGAGGUUGGUCAAAUGGGUCAAACUAUAGGAGAGGUUGGUCAAACGGGCCAAAAUAACGAUCUCCUUAUGACAGAGGCCUACGGGAUUCCAUGCAUGGUGGAAAUAUUCCAAUUUCUUUGUUCUCUUCUGAACGCUACUAACGUUGGAGCGGGCCCCAGGUCCAGUUCGUUAUCAUACGAUGAAGAUGUUCCGUUAUUCUCAUUAGGUUUAAUUAACUCAGCCAUCGAGUUAGGUGGGGCAUGUUUUGACCAGCAUCCCCAGUUACUAUCGUUAGUCGAAAACGAUCUCUUUCGUAACUUAAUGCAAUACGGUUUGUCCGCAAAUCCGCUGAUUCUUUCUACCGUAUGCGGCAUUAUUUUGAAUUUAUAUCAUUUUUUACGAGUGAAGCUUAAACUACAGCUUGAAGCGUUUUUUUCAUCUGUGCUUAUGCGGAUCGCGCAAAACAAACACGGAGCGAAGUAUCAGCAACAGGAAGUUGCGAUGGAAACUAUUGUCGAUCUUUGCAGGCAGCCGGUUUUUAUAUACGAAAUGUACGCAAAUUACGAUUGUGACGUGUCCUGUAGCAAUAUGUUUGAAGAUCUAGUCAACGUGUUGUCAAAAAGUGCGUUUCCGGUGAAUAGUCCGUUAUCCGCUAUACAUGUUCUUGCUCUAGAAGGAUUAGUCGCCAUGAUUAACGGUAUGUCGGAAAGAAUCGGUGGUGAAGUAGCGUUAGAUUAUGCGAUGUCGGAUUGUGAAGAUUACGAGCCCUUUUGGAAGGUGAAAUGUGAGAAUUACGAGAAUCCUGACAAUUGGGUACCGUAUAUUCGUAAAAUGAAACGACUGAAGAAAAAGUUGAUGAUCGGGGCUGAUCGGUUUAAUACGGAUCGUAAAAAGGGUCUUCAGACUCUUCAAGGAAUGCGUAUUUUACCCGACCCGCUUGAUCCCGUAAGUGUAGCGUGUUUUUUACAGUACACGAUCGGGCUGGAUAAAAAUCUUGUCGGCGACUAUUUAGGGAAUCAUGAACCGUUCUGUGUUGAUGUUCUUCGAGAAUUUGCUAAAACGUUCGAUUUUCGAGAAAUGAAUCUCGACACUGCUUUGCGUGUGUUCUUGGAAACGUUUAGGUUACCCGGAGAAGCCCAGAAGAUUCAUAGAGUCGUUGAGGCGUUUUCCGAACGAUAUUAUCAACAAUCACCGGAUAUUUUAGCGAACAAAGACGCUGCCCUCUUGUUAUCGUAUUCAUUAAUCUUACUUAACACCGAUCAGCACAAUUUACAGGUUAAACGAAAGAUGACUGAAGACGAUUUCAUCCGUAACAAUCGCCGAAUCAAUGGUGGAGAUGAUCUCCCACGCGAGUAUCUGUCGGAGCUUUACCACUCGAUUUGCGAAAACGAGAUCCGGAUGACACCCGUACAAGGAUCCGAUUUCCCACCCGUGGUUCAUGAUAAUUGGGCCGGGCUAAUUCACAGAUCCCGACAAACCAUUCCCUACAUCGUUUGCAAUUCUUAUGAGCAAAUUAACAACGAAAUGUUUGCGAUUUUAUCGGGCCCGACUGUUGCUGCGUUAUCUGUGGUUUUGGAUCAUAUAGAGCAAGAAGAUGUGUUACAGACAUGUGUUAACGGAUUCUUAAAUGUUGCGAAGAUUGCAGCAUGUUAUCGUCUUGAAGACGUUAUCGACGGUUUGCUUGUUUCGCUCUCAAAAUUCACUGCUCUUUUGGUUCCGAUGUCUGUUGACGAAUCUAUACUCGCUUUUGGCAACGACACUAAAGCUCGAAAGUCAACUAUAGCGGUUUUCACAAUCGCAAAUACGUACGGUGAUUAUAUACGUUCGGGUUGGAGAAACACCGUGGAUUGCGUUUUACGGUUACACAAAUUAGGUCUCCUUCCAACCCGUUUAGCCAUCGACGCGGUUGAUGACGUGGAGCAAGUGUCAGAAUCGGACCCCGAAAAGUCGGUUUUGCUCACCCCACCAGCACCGAUCGUGUUAACGUCAUCGCAUUCUCGAAAGUUGUCGGGCCUAAUGGGCCGGUUCAGUGAGUUUCUUUACUAUGAUACGGAAAAACCCGCUCCGCAACCGUCUCGAGAACAGGUUGAAGCUCAUAAGCGUGCUGCGGAAACCGUUAAAAGUUGUCGUGUGAAUACCAUAUUUACCGAGAGCACGUUUCUUCAAUCCGAGUCUCUUUCGAAUCUGGCACGGGCCUUGAUUUUAGCGGCUGCUCGAUCUAACGAAGAGAGUGCGGUUUUUUGUCUGGAGUUGUUGAUUACAGUAACGCUAAAUAACCGUGAUCGAAUUAUGCUUUUAUGGCAAGGAGUUUAUGAGUACAUAACGAAUAUCGUCCAGUCAGCGGUGAUGCCGAGUACGUUAGUUGAAAAAGCGGUUUUCGGGCUUAUUCGAAUUUGCCAACGGCUUCUUCCGUAUAAAGAAAACCUAACCGAUGAGCUUCUGAAAUCGCUUCAGUUAGUUUUAAAACUCGACGCACGGGUGGCGGAUGCGUAUUGUGAACACAUCACGCGAGAAAUCAUGCGGCUUGUAAAGGCUAACGCGAGGCAGCUAAAGUCUCACCUCGGGUGGCGUGUCAUCACGUCUCUUCUUUCCAUCACGGCCCGUCAUCCGGAAGCUUCCGAGCCCGGAUUCGAGACGUUAGAGUUCAUCAUGUUAGACGGGGCCCACUUGUUACCAGCAAACUUCGUACUAUGUGUCAACGCAGCACGACAGUUUGCGGAGUCGCGUGUCGGAGACGUUAAACGGUCGAUCAAGGCGUUGGAUUUAAUGGCGGGUUCUGUUACUUGUUUGGUGAGGUGGUCGCGUGAGACAAACGAAGCAGUUGGUGAAGAAGCGGAAGCCGCGGUUAAACUGUAUCAAGACAUCAGUGAGAUGUGGCUCCGGUUGGCUCAAACGAUACGGAAAGUGUGCCUCGACCCCCGUGAAGAAAUUCGGAACCAUGCCGUUUUGAUGAUGCAGAGUUGCUUGAUCGGUUCACACGGCGUUCGUUUACAAGACGAGACGUGGUCACAGUGUUUCGAUCUCGUAAUUUUUACACUCGUUAGUGAUGUACUAGAAAUCGUGCAAGAAAAGUCGCUUAAAGAGUACCGAAACAUGGAGGGUACGCUUAUUUUAUCGCUAAAGCUUUUAUCCAACACGUUUCUGUAUUCUUUAUCGAGUCUUUCACGGCUCGUAUCUUUCGGUAAAGUAUGGGUAGGGGUUUUAAGUCAUAUGGAGAGAUAUAUGAUGGUGAAAAUACGAGGGAAAAAAAGCGAUAAAAUUCACGAAACGGUUACCGAGCUUCUUAAAAACAGCCUGCUGGUGAUGAAAUCUAGCGGGAUUCUUGUUCCGAGUGAUGCUGUCGGUUCCGAUAGUUUUUGGCAGCUCACUUGGUUGCAUGUCAAAAACAUCGCACCUAAUUUGCGGACCGAGGUUUUUCCGGAUAAUGAAACCGAGCAUCCGGUUCGUGAUACUAGUGUGUCGGUUUCUUCAGGCGGGUCUUGAGGGAAAACAAGGUUUUGAGUUUUAAAUUUUGAAAUGAGACCGACGGUUAUAGUCUUAGGUUUUAUGUAACUGUAUACUUAGAUUGUUCGAAACGUUUAAAAGGGAUUUUGGAUGUUGUUGUAGAUAGAGAUUGUUGCAUACAUGAUACAUUGUUACUUGAACUAAAGAUGUUAAAGUUACAAGUUAUUUGUACAAAUGGUCAUUGUUAAACAUUGUUCUUUUACUGCAUAUAUGAAGAUUUUUAUGCUU
Helianthus annuus (common sunflower) is the source of this 4723-nucleotide messenger RNA. Its product is annotated as ARF guanine-nucleotide exchange factor GNOM. The transcript is spliced from 3 exons. Lineage: Eukaryota; Viridiplantae; Streptophyta; Magnoliopsida; Asterales; Asteraceae. The record is from RefSeq and is a predicted model, not a curated record. Gene Ontology annotation, biological process: regulation of ARF protein signal transduction. The coding region runs from base 269 to 4474 and encodes 1401 amino acids. Gene Ontology annotation, molecular function: guanyl-nucleotide exchange factor activity.